AUGCCCAGCUACGCCAUCCUAGGCUCGACCGGCAACUGCGGUACCGCCCUGAUUCAGAACCUUCUGAAGCGGCCCGACGUGCACAUCAACGCCUACUGCCGCAACAAAGCCAAACUCCUGCGACUCGUGCCCGCAAUCGCCGACAACGAACAAAAGGUGACGGUCUUCGAGGGCAGCAUCCACGACGAGAAGCUGCUGGCCGCCUGCAUGCGCGACUGCCGCGCCGUCUUCCUCGUCGUCUCCACCAACGACAACGUCCCUGGCUGUCGGCUGGGGCAAGACACGGCCACAGCCGUCAUCCACGCCCUUCAAGCCAUGAACCAAGCUCCCAAGGUCGUCCUGCUCUCGUCCGCCACCAUUGAUGACCACUUCUCGCGCCACGUCCCCUUCCUACUGCGGCAGGUCCUUCUUCGCUCAGCAUCGUUCGUGUAUAACGACCUGAUAGAGACGGAGCGUAUUCUCCGCGCCGAGGCGGCGUGGUUGACGACUAUUUAUGUCAAACCAGGCGCGCUGUCGGUGGAUGCACAGCGUGGUCAUGCGUUGAGUCUCACGGAGGAGAAUAGUCCAUUGUCGUACCUGGAUCUGGCGGCCGGGAUGAUCGAGGCCGUGGAUGAUCCAGAUGGGCGCUACGAUAUGCGCAAUGUUAGUGUGGUGAAUACAAAUGGCCGGGCGAGGUUUCCCUGGGGCACGCCCAUGUGUAUUCUUACGGGGCUGGUGCGGCACUUCUUUCCGUUUAUGCAUCCGUAUUUGCCGUCUACGGGGCCUGGCUAG
This is a messenger RNA of Aspergillus pseudoviridinutans, 771 nucleotides long. RefSeq names its product NAD(P)-binding oxidoreductase. The transcript has a single exon. The record is from RefSeq and is a predicted model, not a curated record. The coding region runs from base 1 to 771 and encodes 256 amino acids. Lineage: Eukaryota; Fungi; Ascomycota; Eurotiomycetes; Eurotiales; Aspergillaceae.